UUCAUUCGAGGGCUGAAUUGUAUAUAAAGUUUGUCAAACGCCGAUGCUUGGUGAGUGUAAAUGAUAUUCUAAUUCGUAUAAAUGGAUUUCUAAUCGCUUUGUGUUUUUAGUUCGAUCUAGAAAAAAGUUCUCUGUAACCAAAUACUUAGGAAGCGAAGCUAAAAACUUUAAAUGAGUUGAUUGAAAAGUCCCGAUUGAGUACGCAAAUGCAGGAAAGUCUUGGUACAUAUUUACUUUUAGAGCGUUAUUUCAUGGAAGAAAGCGUCCUGAAAGCGAUAAUUUUGUACAGCAUUGAAACGGGGCAGCAAUGCUCCAGCAUGUUGGACGAUGUAUUUUUCAUUAUUCGGAAGUGCAUUCGACGUUCAAAUGGAACGCAAUCGCUAGACGGAGUGUGUGCUGUUGUUAAUAACGCUGCUAGUUGCUUGGAACCAGACUUCAUAAAUGCUUUGAAAUCACCUCUGAAAUCUGGUUACCCUACCGGUUACAUAGGUUACAAUCGGCACUUCAAAGUUCAAUCCAGCAAGGGCGAUUACAAACUAGUGACGUUGAACAGGCACGUGCAAAAUUUUUUUAAACCUCGUUUGCAUCCGUGGGUUGACCAAUUUAUCAAUCACAAUCACAACCUCGCUGAGGAAGAGUUGGCAUCGUAUGAAGCUAGGGAAACAUUUAUACAAUUACUGAUAGUGCAAGUCGACGCCUUAUUAACGGCGUUCAAAACUGCCCUCACACCAAGAAAUUAUGAUGGAUUAUGAUUAUUCGGUUAGUAUCAUUACUAGUGAAGUAACAAGUCGCCUGGAGCGAGUUAUCAAAAAAUCAACAUUCAAUCGGCUUGGUGGACUAGUUUUAGUUUUUUUGCUUAGUUAGAUGAAUAUAUUCCCCCUGAAAAUAGCUCAAGAGAAGUUUUUUAUUGCCUUAAACAACCGAAAUCAAAUUUUUGGUAGUGAAUAAUUUGCGGUACGCCACUACGAAUUACAUAUUCGUUAUGAGACAAGUACUCC
Messenger RNA from Malaya genurostris, 998 nucleotides. Its product is annotated as conserved oligomeric Golgi complex subunit 4-like. NCBI's taxonomy places the organism in Eukaryota, Metazoa, Arthropoda, Insecta, Diptera, Culicidae. Bases 207 to 752 code for a protein of 181 amino acids. The transcript has a single exon. The record is from RefSeq and is a predicted model, not a curated record.